UCAUCCAGUGCGUGCUCGCUCACGUCUGGCGCUUGCGCAGUGAAGACCGGCGCUUGGCCCGAUUUCCGGCGGCGGCUGAGCGGAAGAUGGAAGAAGACGAGGUCGCGGAGAGCUGGGAGGAUGCGGCCGAUAGCGGGGAAAUAGAUCGACGGUUAGAGAAGAAGCUGCGGAUAACACAGAGGGAAAGCAAAUCGAAGUCUCCACCCAAGACGCCCGUGGUUAUUCAGGACGACUCUCUCCCAGGGUUUCCACCUCCUCAGAUCAGGAUCCUGAAGAGGCCAACUAGCAACGGAUUGUCGAGUAACCCCAAUGCCAGCAGCCGGCCGACGGUGCCCGUGAAGUCAUUGGCACAGAGGGAGGCAGAGUACGCGGAAGCAAGAAAACGUAUCCUCGGCAGCGCUAGUCCAGAAGAGGAACCAGAGAAGCCAAUUGCAGACAGGCCCACCCGAAUCAACCAGUCCGAGGACACCAGGCCAUCUAAUAGCGUGAUCCGGCAGCCGCUGGGUCCCGACGGUUCACAGGGUUUUAAACAGAUUAGAUAGAUCUACCUGGAGAAUGACGCCAUGGGCUGCAGCGGCCUGUCACACCAAUGGACACGAGCAGAGGGAGUCGCCUCAUUUACUUGCACUUUGAUGACCUUUUGCUCCGCCCACUGUGACCUUAAACCCCGUGCACUGUGACCCCACCCCCCCCUUCCGCCACCCCUGUAGCUCCGAUCACUGUGAUUGGCACAUAGCCUCAUGCUGCCCCGGGUCCUAUCACAGGGGAAAGCGUGUGCAUGUGCAGUAGAUGGGUGGGGGAGGGAGCAGGCAGAGAUGGGGGCGCCCCGUGCCUGCAACUGCCACUUCUAUGGAAGUUACCGUCAGCAAUAACGUUAUGUUAGUCCCGUCUCUAGGGGGCAGCGGGUCUCGUCUCCCCCCUACUCAUGAGUUUGAGUGCAUGUCUGCCUCCUCUGGCUGCAGAGGACUUUCCCUGGAGGAUCGGUUCCCCUUCUCUUCCUCUUUUCAGGUGUAGUGUGCAUGAGCGAGGUUUUAAUUGUUUGGAAAAAUGAGAUUAUUUUACCAGAGAGAGAGAAUAUCUAGUAUCACAAAGAGCACGGAGCGGCCGCCAUCACUGUAUGUUCCGCCGUCAGAUGCUUGAGGACAGACGGAGGUUCGGUGCUCAGGAUGGAGCCGGGUCAGGAGAGCAGCGAGGGGUUAAUGCCUGUGCUGUCCCUAGUGGACACGGAAUGGAGAAAGAAGAGCAGGUGUCUGGUGGAGCGGGCCGGACGUGGCGGAGCCUGACAUCUGUAUAUGUGCCCAUUAUUAUGUAAGGACUUGUGCAGGUGACUUCAUGUAGAGGGGCGGAGCCUAUCUUGGCGUUCACAGGUCAGAGGUCAGGGGUUAGAUUGUGCACUGAACCAGACAAAGCUCGGAGAAUCCAGAUCAAUAAUGUCAAUAUUAUUUUGUACGUCACAUGACUGCCCUCUCGGCCUCCAUAUUGUCUGGAGGGCUCUGAAUGUGUUUUGUAUGGAUGGACGGACAGUGCGGCGCCGCACGCUGCGUUCUCUCUCUAAUUUGUGUAUAUUUUAGAGGCAUUUGUUCUUUUUGUAAUCAUGGGCUUACGUGUAAUUCUCCCCGAACGGUGUGGAGUGAAGCUCCCGUGUACUUGAGAUGCCAACCUGUCCCCUCCGGCCGCUAAAGUGUCUGCAAGGAAAAAAGGGGGGAAAAAUACAGAGACUAAAGGUGCCUUAUAUAAGACGCAGCUACUGACACAUUCCCCACCAAACCUCACCAGGAUCUGACCUAUCAAAAUGGACCCGUCACCUGCAAACCGCGCAGCCGCCAUGUUACGUACGCUGCACCGACGCCAGCAACAGGUUAAAUGUCGGCGGUAUCGGAAUUCGUCCACACGGGACGGGUCCAUUUUUUUUUUUUCCUCCUUUUUAUUAAUAUCCGUUUGUUUCUUUUCUAGGACUCUUGAUGUGUGAAUGUUUUAGUAGCUCUUUUAUAUAAGUCCAGAGAUUUGUAAUAAUGAAUUUCGCUUCAGGAAAGUUGUCGGCCUUAACCCAAUAAACCAGAAUGUAAAACAACUUGUCCCGUCUUGUAUUCUGCUUUUACACCACAGUCUGCAAGAAAUGGCGUCAUGGUUUAUCCUCCAGUCACAUCCAGAGCUGCUUUCUGUUGGAUUCUGUGGAGUAGUGCGCCCUCUCCUGGUGCCCUACACUUACUACAUAAAUGAUUUGAUGGAAAAUGCCUGAAUGUUAGGGAUCUAGAGCAGCCGUCUCCAAACUGUGAACCUCCAGCAUUUGCAAACUACAACUCCUAGCAUGCUCACAUAGCAACAGCUGGAGAGCCACUCAAAGCAAGCCUGUUGUUAAUGGGAGUUGUAGUCCUACUGCAGUGUGCUGUAGUGCAAUGGUCUCCAUAACUGUGGAUCUCCCAGAUGUUGCAAAACUACA
Messenger RNA from Hyla sarda, 2440 nucleotides. RefSeq names its product SUZ RNA binding domain containing 1 (gene SZRD1). The coding region runs from base 87 to 542 and encodes 151 amino acids. Lineage: Eukaryota; Metazoa; Chordata; Amphibia; Anura; Hylidae. The transcript is spliced from 4 exons. The record is from RefSeq and is a predicted model, not a curated record.